This is a messenger RNA of Suillus subalutaceus, 2310 nucleotides long. RefSeq lists its product as uncharacterized. The coding region runs from base 118 to 2160 and encodes 680 amino acids. The transcript is spliced from 3 exons. Lineage: Eukaryota; Fungi; Basidiomycota; Agaricomycetes; Boletales; Suillaceae. The record is from RefSeq and is a predicted model, not a curated record.
GUGAGCCCCACCUUCCAUUACGCACCCCCAUUUCUGAUUCCCCACCAGCUUCAUGAAACUCAGUCGCGUCUCUCUAUCCUCGAAGGCGAACUAUCCCGCCUCCGUCCCUUACUUCUAAUGCAACCUCUCGCAUUGAAUGGGACUGUCACCUUGAAUCAAGUCUCAAAGACUCGUUCACACCGGCGGAGAAAGAAAGAUCCACUAACUACAGAAGACGAGGACGCUGGUCCUGAUCCUUCUGAUGAUGACCAUCCAGGAGACCCUGAAGAUACACCUACAACCACACCAAAGCAGAAACCUCGUACAGCGGCAGCAAGUCUCCAUCCGCAUCCUUCCAAGCGCCGGCACUCUCAAAGACAAGCUCCGCGAGUUCUAACUGCGGAUGCAAGAACAGAACACUUACUCCUAGCGGCAAAGAGAAUCGGAAAACAGCGUGCUGGCAUAAUGGCUGGCCUCACACAGACCUUGGAUAAACAGCGAGAGGGAUCAACAUCAACCGUUGUUGCUACCCCCAAGACACCAAAGCGCACGACAGCUGUUCCCCCUGGGCCAGGGUACGUCUAUCUUAAUAGUCCUAUGCGCCCAGGUGCUGUCCCUGUGCUUGUUCCAGCAUAUUCACAUCACCUGCUACAAACCCCAAGCUCUUCUAAGACAGCGGCUUCAGCGUCUUCCUCCACCCACCAACAGAAGAAGCAGCAAGGUGCGCGUAACCAGAACCCACCAACACCUUUGGACUCUCUUUUGAGUGCAGCAAGGUCAAUGAUGGAUGAUGAGGAAGAUGAGGAAGAGACUGUCACUGGCACGAGGCGUUCGCGAUCAAGCGAAAUGCCUGAUAGUCCUGUACCGAAACGCAGGAAAAUCGCUGCUCGGGACAAGGUCAGUGCGCUCAGAGAUCAAGCGAGAGAUCAAGGUGCAGGACAGCCGAACGGUAGCUCAGCUGGUUCCAAUUCAGCUGCUGUUGGCAGGGUUAGAUCAGGGCUGGACGUACUAGCUGACCAAGCCGCCGCAUUCUCUUCGCAAGAUCAGCAGAAUCAUUUGGAACCUCACUCACUGCCCAAGGGCAAAGGAAAGGAGAAGGCUCCCUCUAUUCCUGAUAAAUCCCCCGACAAUCAGCUGAGAGAGAAAAGCAGGUCAAAAAGGAAGCAAUCCGUACCUGAUGUUGCGCCCCAGCCUCCUCGCUCCCGUCGUCCCUCACCUUUACCCCGAGCAAAUGCAGUUGACUGGGGUUCUGGACCGCCAAAUCUACGUCCAGUCCAAUGGGCCGAUGGAUCUUCACAAGUUGCGUCCGGGGACCACGGUUCUGCUCGUGAAAUCGCGACCGCCUCAACGCCUCCCCCCACUCAGCCUAUAACAAUAUCCCCUACCCCUCCUCCGCGACCCGAGUCGGCUGAUCAGGUGAGGCAUGAUCCUCCCAGCAACGCGGCUACACCACCACCUAUACCUCCCGCCGAGCCCACUCCCGAUCCUAGUGUGAAUACGCCCCCCAGUCAGUCCGCACUCAUUGAUCCAUUCCUCGUUCCUCUUUCUCCUCGGCAUGAAAGUUCCACAAUUACAGAAGCUGUGGCCCCAAUAUCUGCACUACACCAACGGGCAGUCACGGCCCCGAUCAGUAGUAGUUGGGGAGAUGCCCCGUCGGAUUUGCAAGCACAUCUGCGGCACGAGACAGCUCCCGGAAAGACUGAUGCAGGAAGUGCUGAUUCGAUCGCUGAUAAUAAUGAACCGAGUUCUAGUCCUGCAACUGGAACAGAAUCUGUGGCGAUCACGAAGAACAAGGAAGUCACCAGGGUUGUGGGCCAAGAUAUCCCAAAGAGGCAGCGAAGUCCUUACGUCAAGUGGAGCAAGGAGGAGGAUGAUCUACUUGCUCAGGCCGUCGCCAAAUACGGACAGAAGUGGGACUUGGUCCAGAAAGCGUUACCAUCGAGGGGAUAUCACCAAGUUCGGCAGCGAUGGCUUCGCAAGCUAGGGGUCUUCGACAGUAAACCAGACCUGUCUGCCUUCCAAACUGGUAGUUUUCCAUCUGGCUCACGUUUAGGAGAGACGCCAGGAUCACCCAUUCCGGUCGAACCACCUCCAAAUCCGAAGCUGGGACUUGCUCCGUUGAGCAGUGAACUUGCUUUUUCGUCGUUUUUAUCCGGGAGAGGGGAGAGUCGACCGUCGUAGCAAAAUUGUUGCUAUCUUGGUAAUUGCUGAGAGUAUUGUAUCUUACUGUUUAUUACUAGUAGCACCAGUCGCUGGUCAUAGUGUAAUCGUUGCGUGGGUAUUAUGUAGCAGCUGCUUGAUUUUUUUUCGGAUUGUAAUGAUGAAUGCGAC